AGGGAGGGACGAACGAAUAAGCUGCUGAGAGCAUUGUCGACAAUGGGACAGUCCAACAAUGCGGCUGUCAACCACUUCACAGCUUGUUUUUCCCUUUUUCUCCCUCUUUUUUCUCUCACUGUCAAUUAUUUUUGAUAAUGUGUGGAUUGAUGUAAUAAUUGUGUUGUGCUGAAUUGGAUGGUGUAAAAUAAGGAAGUGUACAGAGAGUACAAUGGUGUAUGGGGGCAUUUGGAACAAGGAUGAUGGGGUUUAAUGGGGUUAUUACAAUAUAGUAUGUAAUAUCGAAUAUUACAUUAGAUUUAAUAAGGCUAGAGAUUGUUGUUAGGUGUUUAAAUGUAAUUUAUUGCAGUGUAUGUAGUUGUGUUUGUUGUUUAUUUUUGUGUGUACUUGGUUAUAGGGUGUGAAAAUGUUUAUUAGAAUGUAAUUACACAGUGUAAUGAGGUAAAGAGGGAUUAGAAUGUAGAUUAUUGGAGUGUAAUGUGGUAUAUGAGUAUUAGAGUGUAGUUUGUUGGCAUGUAAUGGGGUAUAGCAGUGUAAUGGGAUAUAUGGUGUUAGAAUGUGGUUUAUUGAAGUGUAAUGGAGUAUAUUAGUGUUAGAAUGUAGUUUCUUGGGGUGUAAUGGGGUAUAGGUGUGUUAGAAUGUAGUUUAUUGGAGUGCAAUGGGUAGAGGGGUGUUAGAAUGUAGUUUAUUGGAGUGUAAUGGGGUAGAGUGGUGUUAGAAUGUAGUUUGUUGGCGUGUAAUGGGGUAGAGUGGUGUUAGACUGUAGUUUAUUGGAGUGUAAUGGGGUAUAGGGGUGUUAGAAUGUAGUUUCUUGGAGUGUAAUGGGGUAGAGGGGUGUUAGAAUGUAGUUUAUUGGAGUGUAAUGGGUUAUAUGAGUGGUAGAAUGUAGUUUGUUGGAGUGUAAUGGUAUAGGGGUGUUAGAAUGUAGUUUAUUGGAGUGUAACAGGGUAGAGGGGUGUUAUAAAUUAGUUUAUUGGAGUGUAAUGGGGUAUAGGGGUGUUAGAAUGUGGUUUAUUGGAGUGUAAUGGGUUAUAGGAGUGGUAGAAUAUAGUUUGUUGGAGUGUAAUGGGGUAUAGGGGUGUUAGAAUGUAGUUUAUUGGAGUGUAAUGGGUAGAGGGAUGUUAGAAAGUAGUUUAUUGGAGUGUAAUGGGGUAUAGGGGUGUUAGAAUGUAGUUUAUUGAAGUGUAAAGGGUUAUAGGGGUGUUAGAAUGUAGCUUAUUGGCAUGAAAUGGGGUAAAGGAGUGUUAGAAUGUAGCAUGUUUUAGUGUUUAAAAUGUAGUUUAUUGGCGUGUCAUGGGGUACUGGGGGAUUAUAAUGUAGUUUAUUGAAGUGUAAUGGGGUAGGGGGUGUUAGAAUGUAGUUUAUUAUAGUGUAAUCGGGUACUGGGGUGUUAGAAUGUAGUUUAUUAUAGUGUAACGGGGUAGAGGGGUGUUAGAAUGUAGUUUAUUAUAGUGUAAUGGGGUAUUGGGGUGUUAGAAUGUAGUUUGCUGGAAAGCAAUGGGGUAGAAGGGUGUUAGAAUGUUUUUUAUUGGAGUGUAAUCGGGUAACGGGUUGAUAGAAUAUACAACCCCAAUUCCAAAAAAGUUAGGACACUGUGUAAAAUGUAAAUAAAAACAGAAUGCAAUGAUUUGCAAAUCUCCUAAACCCAUAUGUUAUUCACAAUAGAACAUAGGAAACAUAUCAAUUGUUAAUCUGAGGAAAUGAACCAUUUUAAGGAAAAAAUAAGGCAAUUUCUAAUUUGAUUGCCGCAACACGUCUGAAAAAAGUUGGGAUGGGGCAACAAAAGGUUGGAAAAGUAAGUGUUACUAAAAAGAAACAGCUGGAGCAACAUUUUGCAACUAAUUAGGUUAAUUGGCAACAGGUCAGUAACAUUAUUGGGUAUAAAAAGAGUAUCUUAGAGAGGCAGAGUCUCUCAGAAGUAAAGAUUGGAUGGAAUCUAUAUGGAAGUAUAUCUUGCUCUAAAACCUGUGUACACCUUUCAGCAUUGAUGGUGCCUUUCCAGAUGAACCUAUUCCAUAGGCACUAAUGCACCCCCAUAGCAUCAGAGAUGCAGGAUUUUGAACUGAGUUCUGAUUAAAAGCCAGAUGGUCCCUCUCCUCUUUAGUUUAGGGGACGUGGUGUCCAUGGCUUCCAAAAAGAAUUUCAUAUUUCAAUUUGUCUGACCAUAGAACAGUUUUUAAAUUUUGCCUCAGUCCAUUUUAAAUGAGCUUUGGCCCAGAGAAGAUGGUGGCGUUUCUGGAUCAUUUUCACAUAUGGCUUCUUCUUUGCAUGAUAGAGUUUUAACCAGCAUUUGUGGAUGUCACGGCGAACUGUGUUCACAGACAAUGUGUUCUGGAGGUGUUUCUGAGCCCAUGCAGUGAUUUCCGUUACAGAAUCAUGCCUGUUUUUAAUGCAGUACCGCCUGAGGGCCCGAAGAUCACGGGCAUGCAAUAUUGAUUUUUACCCUUGUCCCUUAAGCACAGAGAUUUCUCUAGAUUCACAGAAUCUUUUGAUGAUAUUAUGUACUGUAGAUGAUGAGAUAUUCAUAGUCUUCGCAAUUUUAUGUUGAAGAACAUUAUUCUGAAAUUGUUCCACAAAUCGUAGAUGCAGUUUUUCACAGAUUGAUGAACCUCUGCCCAGCUUUAAUUCUGAAAGAGUCUGGCUCUCUAAGAUACUUAGUUUGGUUGUAGUUUAUUGGAUUGUAAUGGGGUAAAGGGGUGUUAUAAUGUAGUUAUUGGAGUGCAGUGGGGUAUAGGAGUGUUAGACUGUAGAUUAUUGGAGUGUAAUGGAGUAUAGGGGUGUGAGAAUGUAGUCUAUUAGAGUGUAAUAGGGUAUGUCUGCUAGAAUGUAGGCUAUUGGAGUGUAAUGGGAUAUUGGGUUGUUAGAAUGUAGUUUAUUGGAGUGUAAUGGGGUAGAGGGGUGUUAGAAUGUAGUUUAUUGGAGUGUAAUGGGGUAGAAGGAUUUUAGAAUGUAGUUUAUUGGAGUGUAAUGGGGUAUAGGGGUAUUGGAAUGUCAUUUAUUGAAGUGUAAUGGGUUAUAGGAGUGUUAGAAUGUAGUUUAUUUGAGUGUAAUGGGGUAUAGGGGUGUUAGAAUGUAGUUUGUUGGAGUGUAAUGGGGUGUAUGUGUUUUAGAAUGUAGUUUAUUUUAAUGUAUUGGAGUGUAAUGGGGUGUUAGAAUGUAGUUUAUUGGAGUGCAAUGGGGUACAGGGGUGUUACAAUGUAGUUUAUUGGAGCACAAUGGGGUACAGGGGUGUUAGAAUGUAGUUUAUUGGAGUGCAGUGGGGUAGAGGGGAGUUUGAAUGUAGUUCUUGAGGUAUAAUUGAGUAGAGGGGUGUUAGGAUGUAGUUUGUUGGAGUGUAAUGGGGUAGAGGAGUGUUAGAAUGUGGUUUGUUGGAGUGUAAUGGGGUAGAUGAGUGUUAGAAUGUAGUUUAUUGGAGUGUAAUGGGGUAGAGGGGUCUUAGAAUGGAAUUUGUUGGAGUGUAAUGGGGUAGAGGGGUGUUAGAAUUUAGUUUGUUGGAGUGUAAUUGGGUAGAGGGGUGUUAAAAUGUAUUUUAUUGAAGUGUAAUGAGGUAGAUGGGUGUUAAAAUAAUGGGGGUAGAUGGGUGUUAGAAUGUAGUUUAUUGGAGUGUUAGCAUGUAGUUUAUUGGAGUGUAAUGGGGUAUAGGGGUAUCGGAGUGGUGCAUUGGACUGGAACAGGACAGUUGUGUUGGCUGGAAGGAGGGCAUGUUGGUUUAAAGAGUGGAUUUAUGGCUUCCAGCUCAUUGAGUGCGCUCUUACUAAAUGGCUUUUAAAUAUGCCCCACAGGACCAUGAAUCUCCCAAAUGACUCGCCAACUACAAAUAGCCAAUGCCUCCUGACAUCACACACACACACACACACACACACACACACACACACACACACACACACACACACACACACAGUUGUCUACCGCUUUAUAUAUCUACUGCCUCUAGUAAAGAUAUGUCAAACAGUACCGGCCAUGCCUACCACACUGUGUAGACGUGUUUGAGGGUGUGUGUGAAAGACUCUUUCCUGUCCAUGUGUUAGCUAUCAUCUUACCAUAAUUGGGUGUUUUCAACAGAUCUUUUAAAGCAUUCACGUCUGGCACAUGAUUUACGACCCUAUGUGUGUCAAACUAAUGCACAGUUUAGACUAAAUCUGUAGAGAAUGUGGCUUUUAUAUUCACCUCAAGACUCUGACACAAUAUACUAUUCCAUACCAAUAGGCCUAUUGAUUUCUGCCAGUAACCUCAUCACUAUUAUGAAUUCAUUUGCUGUUAAUGUCUACAGGCUCAGUGACUAUAAUUAUAAUUGAUUGUAAGAUGUGUAACUAACACUGCAGAGAGAACAUGUCAUAUAUUGGACUGCUGGUUAUAAUCCUGUGUGUGGGUGUGGGUGUGUGGGUGUAUGUGAAAAUCACCUUGCACUGCACGGGUCGGAAAUAAAGACAGAUGGUAUUUCUAAUUCUUGCAAUAUUUUAUAUCUCUUGAGCAUGAAAAACUACAUUGCCAUCCUACAACUGCACUUAUGAGCCCUGUGAAACCUCUGUUAUAGAUGUUGGUAUUUGUAGUCUGUAUUUAGUGGCUUGUAAACCCUGCCAUUGUGGUGAAGCAAAGAACUAGUGGUUAUGUUUAAGCAAGUACAUAUUAUGCUAGCAUGCUAUCAUGUGUGUUUGUGGGACGAGGAUAGAAAACCAAAUAUGUGGAUACAAACAGACAUACAGAUAUAUGGUGUGUAUGUGGUUUGAGCACAUUUCGGAGCACAUUACACUCUGUGUGUGUGUGUGUGUGUGUGUGUGUGUGUGUGUGUGUGUGUGUGUGUGUUUCUAGCAGAAUGACUGCAGUAGAACUGAAGGCUCAGUGAAGCUUCGCAAGUUUCGAAAAUGAAAAUAAAUGAGAAGCUGUGACCGCUGCUCCCUGGGUUUUUCACUAAUGAGCAGAACACAAGAGAGAAAAGAGAGAGAUAGUUGGGUUAGCUGAUGAGAUACAGAGAGACAGGCAAGGUUUGUGGAGGCAGGAGGAAAGAAAACAGGGGGAGAACAAGAAAGAAAGGAAAGAAAGCAACUCAUCUCGCUAACGAAUGUAAAACAUCUAGAGACAUAGCCUCUGUCGAUUUCACCCAAGGCUGAUCCACUUAAACCAGUUAUGGUCGACUGCACUGGGCCAGAAUUCACUCCAGUUGAAAUCUCUCUGGGUGUUUUAGGGGGCUCCUGUUAGUUGAUUUGAGACGGAAACCACAUUUUCUUUCAUUCAUGGUUAACCCUUUCAUACUUACUAUAAGUCCUUAUAUUUGUCCAUUAGUCCAUAUUUGUGUUCUGCAGUGAUUAUGUUGUAAUUUCUUUUGCCACUAUAUCUUAUAUAUGAAAACAAAAUGGUGGAAAAACAAAAAUGGUGGAUGGAAUUUGUAUUAGUCAAUGUAAAAAUUGCUUUCAAAACAGCUACAGUAUAUUAAAAAAAAUUGUAUUCUUAAGAAUAUACCACUGAGAUUUAUUUGUACUUUAUUGUGACUUUUAUUUAGUUAUAUAAUAAUAUCAUAAUAAUUGUAAUUUCAACUUCUAUUCUGAAUGUAUGAAACACAAGAUCUUUAUUUUAGUCCUUGAUAUAUAUUUUUAUACUUAUGAGACAAAAGUAAUAAAAGCAUUUUGAUUCAAUUACACUGCAAGAGUAAUGGCACUGAAUAAAUACAUAAAACAAAAGAAAUCUCUAGUAACAAAUAUGCCAGUCGGUUCGCAACGUUCACCUGGAAGAUGAUAAGACACCUCACUAGUGUCUACACUGGGAUUAGAAAUUAUAACCCCAAAAUGAAUAAAUACAGGGAUUAUAUCAUAUUUAUGCUUACUAAUAAUUCUUUGAAAAAUGUACUGCCAUGUAUGCACAUUUAAUCAGUGACAGGAACCUGGUCAACCCACCCAUUUUUCUAUAUGUUUACAUAGUAGUUUGAUGACAGAAGAAAAUGGAGUCUGCUAGUUCUAUAGCAGCUAUCUUUCUUAAGUGGAAGAAUUACAAAGCACUAAUGCUCUAAAAAUGACAGUCUGAUAUGUGUAAUAUUGUGUAAGAUUUAUAUAUACGAUCUAUAACUGUUUAUGGUGAUUUGGUUGAGUAAUGGGCUUUACUAAAUACCAUUGGAGGUUAACGUUAGAGUCCAGCCAUGUUGUGAUGCAGUAUAUACAGUUGGGAUGAUAAUUGAGUACAUACUUAUUAUAUGUAAAGUACAUACACCUACACAUAGAAAGGCCUUCAUUAUUUUUUUACUAGUUUCCUUAUCUUUGAAUAAUAGUGAUGCCAUCAACAUUAUUAAACUGAACUAGCACAUCUGGAUAUUUGUAGUGAACAAAAUGGUGUUUAAUCAAACUUUAAUUGCACUACCUUUAUCAGAACAGCCUUCACCUUGAGAGAUUUGCACAUUGACGCUUUGGCAACUUCAUGAGAAUAAUGAUGAUUUUUAAACAGUCUUGAAGAAGAUGAGAACGUGUUGUUUGUCCUAAACUGUCUCUAUUGCGUUUAUUUCAAGUGACCUAGAAAAGUCUGGUCAUCUGAUGCAAAUGAUUCCAUCAGAUGUUCAAAUAUUUGUGUGCAUUUCUCUAAUAUUGUUUGGCGCUGCGUGUUUGUACAGAUUCAUUGCACGUCUGUGCUUAUGUGUCGUGUGUUACCCUGGCUGGUGACAGCCUAUACACCAUGAGUAUGGAUGUAUAUUACACAAAAUAGUGAUCCUGAGACUAAGCAAUCGUUCAACAUCGAAAUCCUUUAUUGGACCAUGAUGUGUGUAUGUGUGCUUGUGAGUGUGGGUGCAUGGUUCAAAUAUUAAUCUCAUCACAGUGCAUGCCAGUGUGUGUGCUUGCAUGUCUCUGAUAAUAAUCUCAUUACUCUAUUACUCUGUUAAUCUCACACACGUGUGUGUUUGUAUUUCUGACAUUUAACUCUCUUGCAGGAUGUGUAUACAUGUUUAAAGAUAUAUAUGUGAUUGUGUAUGUGAGUGCGCAUGUGUAUGUGUGAGAGAGAUAUAUUAAACUUGUUCUAGGUCGUGCUUUCUGAAUCCAUUGUGUUUAUUCAGAAACCCAAAUGAGUCUGCGGGCUGCUUUGCAUAAUCCAUGAGUUCAUCAAAUAUUCAUGAGUGCGCGCACACACACACACACACACACACACACACACACACACACACACACACACAUACACACAGGCGUUUCAGACUGAAUGCUGUCAGCCUAUAGUCUAAAAGAGGAUACGUCUGUUCACGUACACAUAUACAGAUCCAAGAACAUACAUAGAUGUGUCCUGUAAACACGUACAUGCCUAAUCCUGCCAGUGGAGUUGGUAUCUGUAUGCUGAAAUCAUAGUGGACAUUUCGGCUUAUGAAUUCCCAAUUGAUAUUUUCUGAACUGGAAUAAAUGAAUGACUGAAGUAUGUGUUUACACAUUAACACUCAACUUUUGUUGUAUAACAGUCCCUCCAGGAUUUCACGAUUUUGCGAACGCCGAAAUUAACGAAAGGAAACGCUGCAAUAUUCGGAGCAGUUUAGCGCAAUAGUAGUUUACUGCAAAAAAAAAAAAAAACCUCCGCAAGUUGCAUCGCAAAUUUUGAGAAAAAAACCCCCCCUCAAAAUCCUGUAUGGGCUGGUAUAAGCCCCGCCCCUUUGACCUCUAGAGCAUACACUUCUCCUUGCUUCUUCAUGUCUUGAGAUUUGCCCCCUCAGAUUUCUGGAGCAUCAACAUACAGUCAUCUAUUAAUCCCCACCCAUCUCGAACAAUAUAGUUCAUAAAUAGAUCAAUAUAGCUAAUCAGUUGGUUAAGAUAAGGUGUCCACCUGGCCCCUCCCCCUCAUCCCUGACCUUGCCCCAGAAUUGUACUUGCAAAAACGGAUUACAGCCUAGGUAUACGGAUAAAUUUACAGUUCAUAAAAUGACACAUUUGUGUAUUGUUUACAUACAGAAAGAUAACUCUAUAUGAAACAAAUAUACAUUUGCUGUAACAAAAGCAUAUACAUGCUGCUGUAACAAAAACAUGGAUGGAUGAAGCUACACUGCUCACUGACACACACGACCAUCAAACGUCCAUUGUUUAGAUGCUUCUCUCUCUCUUCUUGCUUCUCAGUCUGUGAUCUGAACUUCUGGGCAUGCUAUUUUUGUCCCUGUACUUUGCAGCCUGUAGGGCCUGCUGUCUCUUUCUCUCUCUCUCAUUUCCUCACUCUCUGUCUUGUUCCUUCGCAUUCUCUCUGUCUUCCAUCCGCAGGCUCCUCCUACAUGGUCAAUCAAUAUAUGUUACAAGCCAGCUGGAACCAGGCCCAGGGGAGAUGUUGAGCGAGAGGGAGAGAGUGAGAGAGGAACAAGGGAUAAAAAGAUAGAUAGAGAGAUAGGGUGGGGCUUUACCCAUAGCAGCUCCUCAAAGAGCUAGCAUCUCUUGAAAAUGAGAAGGAGGGCAGCGCUAACAAUGCCAAGAGAGUGACCUUUGAACCGUGAGAGGGGAGAGACAAAGAGGGACGAGAGAAAGGAACGAGAGACAGAAUGAGAGCAUGACCCGUGGGGGGGUGGGGGGGGGGGGGUGGCUGAAUUCCAUUGUCUUGUGCAUAUAAAGGGAUUACAGCAGUGACAAACAGCUUUCAGCUUUAGCCUCCAUAGACGCUGAAAAAAAAGACAGAGAGAGUGAUGGAGGAAGAUGGAGGGAGGUGUGUGUUGAGGCUAAUGGAGGGAUGUGGAUAUUGGACAGCACAAGGUGAUUAAUGAAAAUUAGGGGUAUGAUGGAGUACUGAGAUACGGAAAUCUGAAACGGUUAUAUUAUUAAUGUAAUGUGAUAUGUGUAUACUGGUAACAGAGACAUUUCUGAGUGCCUAAAAUAUGGACAUUAUUCUUAAAAAAAAAAAAGAAAAAAGCUCAUCGUGAUCCUCUUAAACAUUAUUCUAGGACCUUUAAGUAUCAGCAGCUGUAGGAAUGGCUACACAAACCAGACAUAAAACAGAGGAAUAGGGUGUUUAAUCAUUUAUGCUGACUAUUAAAAAAAAUGUCAUUAAAAAAUAUAUAGAAUGCACUACACGUGUCAACCGUGAGGGAGGACGGGAGCGGACAAACGCAACUAAAUUAUCUUUGAAAAAAAUGUGAUCCGAAUUCACUGAAAUGAAUUCCAUUAUCUGUUGUAAGUACAGUUCAACACAUGAUAAAACAUUAAUUUAACCUGUUUAAACCGGAUGUAACUAUUAUGUCAAGCUGACGUUUUUUGCUCUGGUUGACCAACAGGCUACAGUGUCAGGAAGUAGCAAGUGGCAAGAACAAAAAUAGCACAGGAUUUAUUUUCCUAUUUUUGAGGCAUAAAGACCCCGUAAUUGAAACUUUGUAGCUGCAGCAUAAUAAAAAUUUAAUGUUGCUCCAUUUGACAGUAGGAAACAAUAUUAAUAUAGUGAUUUACCUGGAACCAUUGUGCUUCCAUUGUGUUCCGUUUCACCUACAGUAUUACGCCAAUAUACACUGAAGGUCCUGGCUCCCUGUAGAGGAAGCUGAUUUGUGAUAAUACACACACACACACUCUCACACAGAGACAUAUUCCAUGAGAGUACUGCACUCGGGUUAAAUAAUAAAUAACAGCUAAGGAAAGUACCCCAUAUUCUUCCAUCCUACCCAUUUCUCCCCUAGCUUCUUCCUUGAGCCCUGUUUCUUUCCUUUAAGAGUGGAGAAUCCAUCAGAAAAGCUCUGAAUUCUUCAAAUUGCCUCUCAUUUUUCCCCUCUAUUUUCCCGCUGUGAAAAUACAGCACUUGCGUGAAAUAUUACCAAUCCGUGUUCGAGUUAAAUUAAGCAUUUGUGGAGCGUCCUGGCAAUAGCAUGCUAGAUUAAGCUUGCAAUUCAGGAGUUUCAAAGACCAACUACGUACACACUCUUUAAUAAAAUUACCCACAGCUCCCAUGUUUCUUUUGCACAGAGCUCGUUAAGGCAGCUCUGGAUAUCGAUGCGUUAAUGCUACUAAUAGAGGCAGUUUGUACUCAAAGAAGAGAGGCUCGCUACAGAAAUAUUGACACAAUUUAGACUUUCUGCUGACAAGCACGGAAUAUUUCAGCGAUAUGGGAAACUCAGGGUAGCCUGCCCUCAAGACACAUACAGAUAUAUAUUUUAUAUAUGUACUGUAUCUGCUGUCUCUCACACGUGUUUGCACAUGCAACUGGUGAUCUGACAGCAGUGUUGUCAUAUGUUAUUGUAGCUUAGAGACACAGAUAUCUGAACAGAUAUGCAUGCCGCUUGUAUGUCUCAAUGGUCACAUGGCUAUGCUAACACUGCUAAGCCUGGGGAAAACAAGUCAUUUAGCCUAAGGACAAAUAUCAGUGGCUAUUGAUCCCCAAGUCAUUUGGGAAGCCUGAGGACAUACUUACCUGCUCCCAUUCUUAUCUUGGUCAGUAAUUUAUUGAUGAAAAAAUCCUUGAUGUGGGGUAUAAAGGUUUCAAACAAGCCCAUGUUUUGAUGAUGUGAUACCUUAAUGUAGGGCAAUAUGAUUCUCUGUGAUACAUUGUGAACCAGUAAUGAGCAGUUUUGGCUCUUAUGCUGAAGAGGCACCGAGGCCACGUCCCCUUCACUGGAACUGACAUGCAAAAAGGCCACGCCUCCUUCUCUUGGACUGAUUUGUGUAUGAGUCAUGCCCCCUUCACUGAGACUGGUGUAGAGGCGACGCCUCCUUAACUGGAACAGACAUGCAUAGAGGACACACCUCCUUCAUUGGGACUGUCAUGUGUAGAGGUCAUUUAUUUGAAAGAUUACCAAGACUGCAGCUGUAAUAACUACUUUUCUUCAUAAGAUACUGUUUUAACUGUUUGUUAGAAUGACUGUUGGAAUAACUGCAUUUGUUCUGAGGGCAUGUUAUAAGUUUUCUCAAUUGUACUGCAUGCGCAUUUGUGAAAUGGCCCCAAUGCCGCUGAAGUUCAAUUAUUCCUAGCACUGUUAGGUCCGAGUAUAUAGGAAAUCCUUUGGACUAAUGAUGGUGGAACAACAUCGCUUACUUUUGAACAAAAAUUGUUUUUCCUAUAUUUAUGGAAAGAUAAGCAGGCUUUAUGUGUCUACAAAUAUACAUUUCAUAUUUUAACCUGGACAUUUUUAGCAUAGUAUAGACAAGCAUAGUGCAGAGCAGUUGGGCUCCAGGGUGUCUCUUCGGCACAUAAUGAACACUAAAUAUUAAUGUAGCACUCAGGUUGCGUUUUGACUGAAGCAACAAUAAGACAGAUUAAAAAGGACACUGUGAAAAUCAAAAGCCAUACAAUCAAUAAAUAACCAUCGAUACCAUAUUUGCAAAAUGCAUCCCAGGCACUGAUGGGUAAAACAACACAAAUACAAUGCUGUGCUACGAAUUACUGCAUAUCAUAACAAAUAAUAUAUUAACUGGUCAUUUUAUGCCAGAAUCAAUAAUCAAAAUAUAGGGUAGGUACAGUUCCAGCUCAUUGUAAAUGAUGGAGGCUUCAUGGCUUAGAUGUAGGCUUAGAUGAACAUUCAGUUAAACGGUACAGAUGGUUAGACGGUUAGAUAGCUAAGGGUUGUAGGGGGAUGUUGCACAGUCUUUCCGUAUGUGUGUGUGUGUGUGUGUGUGUGUGUGUGUGUGUGUGUGUGUGUGUGUGUGUUUCCCAUGACCCACUUCCUGCUAGAGAAGCUCUAGUAAAGAAGGGUUGCCCCCAGGAGGUACAGAAGAGGGGGAGAAACAAAAGCAAAGUAGCUCAUCCAUUCCAUGGUCACGUGAUGGGACAUGAUGCUAAAAAAAAGUGCAGAAAUAAACGAGUGCACAUUUUAGUAUCUAUCUACUUCCUUGCCUUAUAGCAUAAAAACCAUAUGGUGUUUAAAAACUGUUCAGAUUUACCAUUUACAUUUACAUGCUCAAUGAAGAUUGUAUUAUUUAAUUAGCAAGAGAAAAAUAUGUUUUUAUCUAUCUGUCUGUAAUUCCCUGCAGUUUACCAGGGAUAGUGGACAGGGCAUAUUGGAUUGAGGGAGUAUUCAGUAUUUAUAUCCAUAUAUGUAUUUAUUAGGGUAAGAAACAAUUACUUUUUCUUAAUGGCUAUCAUAAUAUUACUAAUUUAGUAGAUUUUCCAACAAUGAGUUCAUGAGUUUACUCCUUGCAUAGCCUCAUGAUCCAAAAACAUUGAACAUUCACUUUUAUAUGUCCAGUGAGGAUGAUAUAAUGCUCAAGUUCUCAAAUCUGAUUGGUCAGAAUGUGCUGAUUCAUUUUCCCUAACAGCCCAGCUCUAACAGUAGUGCUGGCUGCAAGACAGUCCGUCUAGGAUUUUGCGAUUUUGCGAUCGCAGAAAUGAAAGCAAAUUCAAGGAAACUCUGCAAUAUUCGCUGUAGCUUGCAAUUUUUCAAAAUUACCCAAGAUUAUCUGCAGAUUCAGGCCAAGACGCGUCAUGUGAUGUCAUCGCAACAAGCAUUCAGCCAAAACCCUCUUCGAUUCAUGUGCGUCGAACAUGGGUGCUGCUAAAAUGUCUCACUUACCAACAAACAUCACUGCAAAAGACAGUGCGAAACAAUUUCAUGCAAUUUCAAUUUCACCAAUUCAAGUAGAUUUCUGCAACAAACAAAAAAAAGCACAAAAAAAUCCACAAAUUUCAUCGCACAUUUUGGGAAGCCACAGCAAAAUCGAGCAUUUGUAGCUGCAAGUAUCAGAAAAAAAACUUCUGUACGGACUAUCAAGACAAAUCACAGGUUCAUAUUACAUCAAUGAUACGAUAUUGUUUAGUUAUUUAACAAAGAAAAACAUAGAAUCCUUGAUAUGGUGAAGCUUUCUGUAAGGAGACUUCGUAGAAAUGCUAAACAAGGUUUAAACAUUUGUGAAAGGGUUCUCUAGUGUUGUAACAGUCAGUAAGUUUUCCACCACAGGAGAGUCUUCAGGACACAGAACCUUCUUAGUAACAUGACAUGCUGUGUUUUUCUGCCUAUAAUGGAACUAUAAACUGUUAGGAGCAUGACGUGUAGUUAGAUAGAUAGUCACAUCUAUCUAUAUAUCUAUCUAUAUGAGAGAGGGUGAAGGAGUGUAGAGAAGCAGGAGGAGGAGUGUAAACACGUGAGAAUGUGAAUGCGUUUAAGAGUGUGUGAGUGCUCAGUGUUGUGUGCUGCUGCACCUGUCCCUCUCCGUCUCGCUGCUCAGUUGCACACACUGUCAGGCUUCUGGGACAGGACAGGACAGGACAGGACAUACCGGGGUUGCAUAGGAACGGGAAGGAAAUCUACCGGGACAAGGCGCGAGCUCAGCGGCACGCGUCUGCAGACUACACGCUUGUGGAACAGGCAAACACAUCAAUGUCUUCGUGCUACAGUCUGGAUUUCCUCCCCAGUAUGAUGGUGGAAGGCGGGUUGCUAACCACAGCCGAGCGGAUUAACGGCACAGCUGGGAAGAUGAACGGAGCUCUGGAGCAUUCGGAUCAACCCGAUCCAGACGCGAUUAAGAUGUUCGUGGGUCAGAUCCCUCGCUCCUGGUCUGAGAAGGAGCUGAAGGAGCUGUUUGAACCGUACGGGGCCGUCUAUCAGAUUAACAUCCUGAGAGACCGCAGUCAAAACCCACCACAGAGCAAAGGAUGCUGUUUUGUCACAUUCUACACACGGAAAGCCGCUCUUGAGGCCCAGAACGCCCUGCACAACAUCAAAACCUUAACUGGGAUGCACCAUCCUAUUCAGAUGAAGCCUGCAGACAGUGAGAAGUCAAAUGCGGUGGAGGACAGGAAGUUGUUUAUCGGCAUGGUGUCAAAGAAGUGUAACGAGAAUGAUAUCCGGGUCAUGUUCUCUUCCUUUGGUCAGAUUGAGGAGUGUCGCAUCCUGAGAGGGCCAGACGGACUUAGCCGAGGAUGUGCGUUUGUCACGUUUUCUACCAGGGCUAUGGCACAGAAUGCAAUCAAAGCCAUGCAUCAGUCUCAGACCAUGGAGGGAUGCUCCUCCCCCAUGGUGGUGAAGUUCGCCGACACUCAGAAGGAUAAGGAGCAGCGGCGGCUGCAGCAGCAGUUAGCCCAGCAGAUGCAGCAGCUGAACAGCGCCUCUGCCUGGGGCAGUUUGACCGGCCUGACCGGCCUCACCCCGCAGUACCUGGCAGUAAGAGGCCACACCCACUCGGCCACGCCCAUCAGCACCACAUUGCUACAGCAGGCGACCUCGUCCAGUAAUCUAGGAGCGUUCAGUGGGAUCCAGCAGAUGGCAGGUAUGAACGCUCUGCAGUUACAGAAUCUGGCCACUCUAGCAGCGGCCGCCGCGGCAGCUCAGAGCUCGGCCAGCCCGUCCACCGCUAGUGCCCUGACCUCCAGCACAGGCUCCCUGGGAGCCCUGGCCAGCCCAGCAGCAGGUUCCACAGCUAACUCGAGUGCCGGAGCAAUGGGUUCUCUCGGCUCUUUGGGAACCCUGCAAGGCCUCGCUGGGGCCACAGUGGGCCUCAACAACAUUAAUGCACUAGCAGGUAGCGUCAACAUUGCUCACAUGCUCUCAGGUGUGGCUGCCCUGAAUGGCGGCGGCUCGGCCGGCCCCAUGGAUGCCCUCACUCAGGCUUACUCAGGAAUCCAGCAGUAUGCCGCCGCCGCCCUGCCCACACUCUACAGCCAGAGCUUACUUCAGCAGCAGAGCGCCGCAGGGAGCCAGAAAGAGGGACCAGAAGGGGCAAACCUUUUCAUCUAUCACCUGCCGCAGGAGUUCGGGGACCAGGACAUUCUGCAGAUGUUCAUGCCUUUUGGAAAUGUAGUGUCGGCCAAAGUGUUCAUCGACAAACAGACCAAUCUUAGCAAGUGCUUCGGUUUCGUCAGUUACGACAAUCCCGUGUCGGCACAAGCAGCCAUUCAGGCAAUGAACGGGUUUCAGAUCGGAAUGAAGCGCCUCAAGGUGCAGCUGAAGCGCUCUAAGAACGACAGCAAACCCUACUGAUCUAAUUGCUAGGGCCACUCCUCUCUGUCCCUACACUGCUAGGAAACUCAUCUCCAUGACUCUUUGCUCAUCGUUUGCCUAGCAUGUCUACGUGGCGUUCAAAAAAAAAAGUCUCAUCGUCUCGUCAUUGUCUCCGAUGUCUUUCUGAGUUCUCCUGAUCAUAAUCUGGUCUCCUCCUACUGAUCUCUCCUCGACUUUGAUCUUAGCUUGAUCUUUGUUGGGUUUUUUUUUUCUUUCUUUUCUGUUUUUUUUUUUGUUUUUUUUUGCAUGUGACCUCAUUUGGAGCUUUUAACUGUUUUUCUGUUUUUUGACCUUUUUUUGUUUGUUUGUUUGUUUGUGUUCUUUCUCUUAUUAUGAUAACAGUUGGGGGAGGGAGGGAGGGGGGCGGGAAAGAAGGAAGGAAAAAAAAUAUAUUAACAAAUGUGAAAAAGCUUAAAGCGCAAAAGCCGCGUUCACACUCGCAGAUAGGUAGAGUCUAUUUAAUAGUAUAACCCGAAGCGUCGUCCUUUUAAGAAGCGCUGUUUUUAACAUUUCACAAAUGUAAUCGAUUUCAUUUUUAAAAACAAAAAAAACUAAACAAACCUGUGGCACAGAAAUUAAAAGAAUUUGCAUCGUUUGCUAGCUUAAGAUUUUUUUUUUCAUUUUUUUUUCUUAUGAUUUGCUUUACAUUUUCAUUUCUGUUUCUUUCAUUCAUUUAAAGUAAACUUGAAAGUACAAUACAGGGAUUGGCUUCGGGACUUCCUGUCGGCGCGUUUCGAAGUAUGAGAUGCGCAGGUAGACCGAGCCGGUUUCUACGAGAACUAGACUACUUCCAUGCAGUUUUAAUAAAAAAGAAAUAAAAAAAAACUGUCUAAUUGAAUUAAGAGUCUCUAAGAGCGAGCUUGUGGUUUUUACAUUUUUCAGGCAGUGUAAAGUUUUUUGAUAAGGCCAUUUGAAGUGGCUCGGUUUCUCAUUAAAGUCUAUAUAAAACCACUUUUUUCUAGAGUAGUAAAGGUAUAAAAUAAAAAAAUAAAAAACAAAGAAAAAAGAGUGCCCUGUUUGGGGGAAAUGCUACCUACAUGUCACACCUUUUUGCUGAACUGAUCUACCGUUAGACAAUCCGUGGUAUAAAUGCACAUGAAAUGACCUAUAUUUUAUACUGUUUAAAUGUAUAGAGGAAAAAAAAAGCAACAGUUUUUGUGACCCGCGUUCCCGUCGGUGCUUUUUGUGGAUUGAGUCGUGGUUUCAUCACAAGUCUAAUAGUCUUAUUCGUCUUGUGUUUUUAAAGAGAAGACUAAAAAUCGGUUUACUUGAACAUAGACAAAAACCUAUCAUAGUACUAUUGCUACUAGAGUAUACCUGUUUUUUUUCUUUGUUUGUUUGUUUGUUUGUUUUCUUUUCUUUCCUUUUUUUUCUUUUUUUUUUUUUCUUUUUAAGAGUCCCUAUUUGAAAUUUCUUGUCGGGUAAUUAGCUAUAUAAACCUUUUACAAUGUCAGCUUGUGAAGCAUCAAUGUCAUUCUUAUUAUUAUUUUGAAUUUCGAUUGUGGGAAACAAUAUUUAGAUGUGUCGUUGCGUUCAGCGAAAUGUAUUUUUUUUUCUUACAAAGGAAAUACGAAAAAAAAAAAAAAGAAAAAAAAAAACAUGAUGAGUGGACUUUAGUGCCAAAAUCUGACGGUACAUCCUGCCUACAGCUUCAGUGUAUUACUUGUGAAAUGAUUUGAUAACAUGGGUAUUUUAUUACGUAAGUGUUUUGUAUCCCUCAUAUUUAAGGAUAUAGAUUUAAAAAAAGAAAAAAAAGAAAAAAAAUGGCGGUUGUUAACUUGCUACUCUGUGGUCUUGUUGCCUGAACUGUUCACGUUUUUGCUUUCAUUUUUGUAAAGAUGUAAAAAGUGCCCAUGUAUCAUUCUCUCUCUCUCUCUCUCUCUCUCUCUCGAUCUCUCUCUUCUCUCACUUUUCUCACACACAUGCACGUGCACAACCAUAAACACACAUACCCACAUGCACGCAUACACACACCUGCGCUAAAGGUUGACCUCACAGCCCUCUUUUCUUCGAUGGUGUGUGUAUGUGAGCCCCCUGAGCACGAGUCUCAGCAGCACACACACAUGAACUGUCAUUAACCUGAGUAGCCAAUCAAAAUCAGAGGUGAGCUAUAAAGAGGUGUGUUGCUCAUUGCCAGGCAUGUGUCGAUAGUAUAUAUUCAUAUCAUAGCCACUAUUUGUUUGUCACCAUAUUGCUUUGGGUUUUUUUUUUUUUUAUUGUUGUUGUUGUUGUUGUUUUUUUAAAAAAAAGAGAACAUGUUUACAUGGUGUCAUGGGGCUGCAUUUUAACCAGCAUCUCAUUACGGAUGCAUUUUUACACCAAUGCGAUGACAUUUUCCUUCUCGUUAUCCGAGAAGGCGCUUACAUUGCUUAACCAAAUUCAGCUAAGUUAGUAAAUAAAUCAAUCAAUAACCAACUCUUGGUAUGUUCAACACAUACUCAGACAGGAAGUGUGCGGUAAUUGGUUUCACGGAUCGAAUUCGCGCUAAUGUACAGGUUAGCAUCCGGGAGAAAACAAGAGACGAAUCACAGAGAGCAAAUCGACCCCUGAGCGUUCGGCAUCAUGUAAGCUGUCCAUCACGUAAAUAACACAGUUUACAGGUUGAUGAGGUUUUCAUUUGACAUGGAAGAAAACAAAACAUGGCGCCGAAACAGUGUUCACAGUUUAAAAUGUCAUCGUGUACCUUUUUUUUUUGGUGGGGACGAGACUACACGUUUCUUAGUAACACGUUACACAGUUUACAGUCAGUUCAAACGUUAUGCUUUAACCAUGAAAGAAGCUUAAUACACACCUGUGCAUAUGCUGCCUUCUAAACAGGACAGACUUUAUCUCAGAAGCACAAACACUGCCCAGAAAUGCCUCCCCACCUCCCUGAAUUAGACCCGAUCGUUUUAUACGUCCGCUAUGAGAGUAACGUGUUACGAGUUAUCGGCACAUGCCUGUUUGCCUCGUGCUGCCUCUCUCUGCUUUUUCAGGUCUUAAAGCACCGUGACACCAAAGGAGAACUCAGCUGUCCACAGUACCGCAUUUCCCAUUGCACUUUUGUCGAAGAGAAGAAAAAAAAAACGUUUACACGUGUUGUAAAUGGCCCGUAUACGAUCUUGUUUACAGACGUGGUUUACAGCCGGCCCCCCCUAAAAACCCCUGUUUACUUCACUUAAGCACUAUUUUCUACCCAAAUCCUGCCGUUGCCUUAACAUGACGCUCAGUAUUAGUGGGGUGGAAUAGGCUGCUGCCUGAGUGCUGCCAAGGUUAUUUGUGCGUUUGUGUGCAUGUCUGUGUGUGUGUGUGUGUGUGUGUGUGUAUGUGUGUGUGUGUGUGUGUGUGUGUGUGUGUGUGUGUGUGUGUGUGUGUGUGUGUGUUUUGUCCCAAUUAUACACCCAAGGUAUUACCUUACCAACAAAACUGGAACUGCCAAACAUGGAGCUGCAGGGAGGGACAUUGUUCGAGAGACUCAGCAGCACGGUUAAGACGUUACGUCUUCACUGUUAGCCAGUUGCACAAGCACAAAAAUCACACCCAAUCAGACGAAGUCGUUAGCACGAUGACGCAGCACGGCAGUAUUACAAGUCAGUGUCCUGGCAGCUCGACCAGCUCAAAGGAUGUGAUUUCAAUUCAAAUGAGAUCUUACAUACUGCCACUUCAGCAUAUACACACUACCAGUCAAAGGCUUUUCUUUCACUAUGAUUUCCUUGUGGGUUAAUCACUCACUCAGUUUCUGGUGAGGCUCGCAGUGGAUCCGGAGAACACUGUUCCAGGAACGGUGCGCCUGAAGUGGGAAUACACCCCGGACAGGACGAGACACCAGUCCAUCGCAUCUUGUGGUUUAGUACAGUUUAAUUAGAACGAGAUGUAUUCUUUUUUUAGAGCGCACACACAUCUGUGCACGUGUAUUUGUUUUCAUUUUAAUGGCUUCAAUAGACUUUGAAGAAGGUUUUAUUAACGAAAUAAACAGUAAUAAUUCCAGGAAAAGAUCUGCUCCUUAAUGGGAUGGAGAAAUAGUCAGGAAUUGGUUUUGACCUGCAUAUUGGCGUAUUGUAAAUGGGUCAAAAAUCUAAAAGAGCUGAAACUGAGCAUGGGUAAUAUUGUAAUAUUGACACACGAAUAACUUGUAGUUUAUUCCCUUUUUUCCCACUUUCAAAACGACCAUUAAUGAGAACCGUUAAGAAGUCACGCCAUCACCUAUUUGAUGCGCUUGAACCUAGUGAAAAAGAUGGAACUCUGGUGCAGACUUUAGCAAACGAAUUGCUUAAAUGAUGAUUAAUGAGGGAGGCACGGCGCUUGCCUCGCACCACAAGGCUUCAGGGCUCAAUUCCUAUCUCCGCCUUGUCCUCACGGAGCUUGAACGUUCUCGCCAUGCUUCGGGGGUUUUCUCCGGGUACUCCGGUUUCCUCCCGUAAUCCAAAGAAAUGCAUUUCACAGGUUGAUUGACAUUUCCACAUUGUCCAUAAUGGGUGUCCCUAAUUUAUUCCCUCCAGGCUCCCUAUACGAGCACGUGUAGGUUAAGCACUAUGGAAAACGGCUGGAUGAUUAAUGAAUGAAUGUUUAAAAUGUAUUGUUACAAUAGAUAUAUAGUAUAAUAUAGCUAUAGAGCAUGUAAAAACUUUUGACUGGCAGUGUAUUUGCUUUUUCAUAUAUUGUAUAUACGAUAGAGGUGUGUAUGAUAGAUCAUAAGAGCAGACCUGUUUAGUAACGCGAUUAUGGAUUUCCACCCACGGCCCGUUACACAGGUGUGCCGUAAAGCACAAGACAAUGACGAGUAACCACGCCCGAGUAGAAGCGAUUUUCAGACUUGGGUCAGCCUGCAAUGCAUUCUGGCUUGGUUCUGUUCCUGAAAUCUAGUGAUGUCAAUUGAUUCCAUCCUUCACGCUUUCAAGGGCUCAUCCUCAUCUUAACAAACAUCACACCAGCUGAUAAAGUAGUGGCACUGCCCUUCAAAUGGCCACAGGGAAUCAACCAAAGUGCUCUGGCAAGGGGGAUUUAAUGAGGAUGGAUUAAAAGGGUGAUUUUGUUGUGUGUUUAGUGAGGAGAAUGAUGGAGAAUCGACACUUUCCCUGAUAUCGCUGCACUAUGAUAUGGUCAAAUGGCAGGGAGUCAAACCAAUAAAUUUGAAACUCUUAAGUCUCCCAAUGUGUGUGCGUGUGUGUGUAUGAAUGUAUAUAUAUAUAUAUAUAUAUAUAUAUAUAUAUAUAUAUAUAUAUAUAUAUAUAUAUAUAUGAAUGUGUAUCAAUGUAGUCUGCUUCGCCACUAUCAAAACAAACAGGGUACGAUUUUGCGAUCUCGCUACGCACACAAUCCCCGACACACUCCAUUUCUUUCACACAGACACACACACACAUUAGAUGUUUAGUAAAGCACAAACUCGUAAGGGUCUUCGCAAACGUGCUCGCUGAGGCUCUUUACUCAGGGGUUUUCUUCACCACACACAUCUUCUCUUAAAUCUGUUUGUUCUUUCUGUUUUUUGCUUUCUCUUAAGUGCUAUUUAACAACAGUGUAUUUUACAAGAAAAAGUGGAGUUUCUUUGCAUUUUUCGCUUAUUAUGUCAAGUUUUUUGGACGAAAAAAAGAAAUAAUACUGUAUGUGUGUUGAUCUGAUGUGCCGUAUAAAAAAAAAAGCUUGUUGUCUGUAGAUUAAUAUCAUUUUUGUUUGAUUCUAAAAGGAUUUUUGAAUAGUUUUAAGUAUUGUCUUGAGAAAAGCCAAAGUCAAUGCAUUUCAGUGGAUUAUGUAAGCGUGGUACAUGUUUGUUUGACUCCUUGGAAUCUGUCAUUGGAUGGAAUUUAAAAAGUACAAAAAAAAAACAACAAAAAAAACGCAGGCUUUCCUAUUUCUAAAACUGAUUGUACUUAUGCCUUUUGUACCAGUGCAACUUUUUAUACUGGCAAUUAAAGAAAAAAAAAACAAAAAACAAAAAAAACCUAUCGAGAGUCUGUCUGACCCGCCGCAGGGGUCGGCCAGCGGCUGUUCCCGAGUUUUGAUUUCUAAGUUGGCAUCCAGGAUGGUUAAGUUUUAAUAUAAAGAUUUUCUAGAACUUUGGCUUGGUAUCUUUGACCUUUGACAUCUUCUUGUUCUUCUUCACUUCAGCGUUUGGUUUCUUUUAUCUUUUAUCUCUUUGUUUUCUUUUUUUCUUCUUCUUCUUUUUCCGGAAAGAGGGUCGGGAGUUUUCCUUUUGGCUUACAAAUACUUAAAAAAAAAAAAAUCAACAAGUUUGUCUUUUUCAAAGAGUCUUUACGAAGGCGGUAAGUUUCAUUUUGUUCAGUAUAUUGUGCAGUCUCCAUGAUAAGACGAUUUAGACGAUUUAGAAGUAUUUAGUCCCCUUCAGUGGAUAAAUGUAUUAGUUUGACAAAGAGAUAAAAACAAGUAAUUUGAGGACUUUUUUGCUUUUAGCUGUUUAGAUUUUUCUGGUUUCUCUGUCCUUCGCUGUUAACCUAACUGUGUAGCUGAAACAGUCAGACUUAUUUUUGUAAAUGUACGUUCUUGUGUGAUGCAGUUUUUUGCUUCUGUCUCCGAUAUUAAAUCAUUUUUCCUAA
Molecule: messenger RNA, 21369 nt
Organism: Ictalurus punctatus (channel catfish)
Lineage: Eukaryota; Metazoa; Chordata; Actinopteri; Siluriformes; Ictaluridae
Gene: celf2
Product: cugbp, Elav-like family member 2
Exons: 14
Coding region: 13223-14821 (532 amino acids)
Biological process (GO): mRNA splice site recognition; regulation of alternative mRNA splicing, via spliceosome
Cellular component (GO): ribonucleoprotein complex; cytoplasm; nucleus
Molecular function (GO): mRNA 3'-UTR binding
Source: RefSeq, a predicted model, not a curated record